AGUUCAGAGGCGUGCCUGUGCGCAAAGGAGGAUACCGUUGCCAUGAAAAGAUUAAUAAGAAGAAUCAUAACGCCUGUCUGCAUGCCGCAACGACGUUCUUUGUUUUGUAGAAACAACCGCAGUGUGUUCUUCUACUAUUGGGGUUCUUUUUUUGAGGUGUACCGGCAUUCCUACUACGAUUCGCACAGCCAACAAGAAAGGAAAAAUAUGGUUUCGAACGUUCAUCAGAUACUCAUACACACUUAUUUAUAGCCAACAUCAAUUGCACAGCUGAUCAGCCAUACAGAAGGAGACUGCGCCGCGCCUUUCGUGCGUUUUCCUCGCGGUGCUUCCUCGAGAUCGAAUCGUUGAGUCCGCAGACGUUGUGCUGUCCACUUCGGACGCAUCAGACAUAGGCCAAGAAGAAGAACUCCUGUUUUGUUUUACCUCCAAACAGUGUUUGCGUCGCGUCGCCUUCCCUGAAAACCUCCAUUCACCCUGCUAUUGUGGUCUUGGUUUUUCUUUUUCUUUUUCUUUUUUCUGUCUUUGCAGCAAAUUCGGUCUGCACGCACACACGCACCGAUACACCUUUUGCCCACACGUCAAUGAGCCACGGUCGAGCAUUUCUUCUCUCCAGCUUCGUGCACGACGACGAGGCGGACACAGAGGACGCGCACAACAAACGUCGCCAAGACACCCGAACAGCGGCACCUCCCUUCCAAACAGCCGACGACCGCAAUGAAAGCGGACGCGAUGAUGACGACGACGACUACGAUGCGGACAGCAUUAGCGAUGAACAUGACGGCUACGGACCUGUAGAAGUGUUCUACGACCAACACGCGGGGAUGUCGGCGUGGGAAACGAAUCGGAAAAACAGAAGCCAGGAUGAACCAGCUACCGCCCCUGCGGCAUCAGUCUUCAGAGACGGCCACACGACAGCACCAAACAUGUCCAUCACUGAAGGGAACAAACAGGAAGAGCAGCAGAAGACGACGAGCAAAACGGCGUGUGACGAUCGCGACUGCCAAGCCGGCGAUCCCCUUCGCCAAAGUGACGCGCCCACCCCGCACCAACGAAGAAGCACCAAACGAGCAGCGCUGCGGCAAUACGUCGGCUUCGUCAACACCGCCGUCGCGACGAUGGACCACGCCGUGAGCGUACCCGCUGCGCUGCGUGGCGCUGGGCGACGGACGAUGUUUGACGUUCUCGUGGAAGUAGCACAGCGCCGCAAGGAGAAAUUGAAGGAGGGAGAAGGUAAGGCAGCGCAGGUGGAUGCUACUACGCGAGUCAGCAGCCGUUCUACGAACGUCUCAUCCGCGCCAGGAGGCUCCGCCGCGGCGACGUCGCUGUCCGCCGUCCGGUCGGCGCGUGACGCGACCUAUCGGAUGCUUUUCCCAGCGGCAGCGACGGCGGCGGCGGUGGCUUCGGCGGCGGUGGGUGGAAAUGGACGCCCCUUCGAGAGUUCCACUUCUCCCUCGCACCUGCAGACCUCAGCCUUGAAGCGGCACGAUCGCGCAUCUGCCGGUCAUCAGCGUCAGCAGCAGCAGCAGCAUGAGCUUCCCGUAAUGCAUAGCACCCCCAAUCUUCCUCCCGGCGGUGGCAGCAGCGUGAGUCACACCACCCUCGCCACAACUGCAGGCAGCUCGCCGAUGGAGUGCAUACAUGACGCAAGGCCUCACGUUGACCCUGCGCUGACGUCGUCAACGACUGGAUCUGCGACUUCGCUUUAUCCAGUGGGAGAAGGCGGCGCGCAGAGAACUUCAAGCGCGUCCGCAGCAGCGACACCACCUCAAAGCGGCCCUGAUCGCCGCCUCCGUCAUCUCCUCCCCGCCCACCUGCACGGUGCUGUCUCCGCACAGAAGAAAGGCGAUGGUCCGUCCGCUAAAGUAGGCAGUCGAGCGCUGCGCAAAGGUGGGGAAGAGCAAGCACGCGAGAACAGCGAAGACGACGAUUCGGCUUCGGACAUUUCAAGUGUGUCCAGUGGCGAGCAGCCGCCACGCCGUGCGGCGCAGCGUGUUGCGGUGCGUCCAGCAUCAGAAGAAGAUGCCUGUCUCCGUGACUUCCUUGACGGUGGUGGUGGUGGUGGUGGUAAGCGAGAAACUGGGCUGAAUUUGUCGCUCUCCACACGGGCGUCGAUGAAAGGCAAAGCAACCUCGAAGGAAGAAACAACGUGGUUGCAGCGCCUAGAGGAAACAGUAGAAUCUACCCGCCAGCGAGCUGCGGCAGAUCAGAGUCUUUUGGAGGAGGUGUUGAUGGGUCACCGGGCGCGGCGACCUGCAAGUCCAGAAGAGCAGUUGCCUCGUGGUCACCGCCGUCCACGUGACCGCGCCACAGGAGCUGUACAGGUAGGUGACGACGGUGCCGGCAGCAUGACGGCGGCCUCUACGUGUUCUACUUCCAGGAGCCGCAGCAGCGGCAGCAAGAGCCGGAGUCAAUCCAGCUCGGCUCGAAGCACCUCCUUCCUGUCUGACGAUUUAAUGCGAGACAUCGACGACGAUGUACCGCAGUGGGUGCUGCAGCGCGAGGCGCGUCAGCAGCGGCAGCGCCAGCCGCAGUACGAACUGGAUCUUCGUGGUCCGCGUGCUGGUGUGGCAGAGCGGUCGAGCGCUGUCCUUGAGCAGGAGCGCGUGGAAGUGCUGCAGUCCUUCAUUGGCAAGCCCACCACUUUCUGUCCCUCCUGCGCCGCCUCGCGAAGACCACCGAAUAGAAAAAACUCAAAUCCACCACCAACAGCAGCGGCGUUGCACUCCACUUCGAAUGCGCCUUCGCGAUUUCAAUGUUACACGUCAGCCGGUACGACGGCGAGCAGCUUCUUUGCUUCAGCAGCGCAGGCGACAGGGUCUUUGUUUCUCGCCAGCUGGAAAGAAGGCAAGCGACUGUGCAAGCACAAUCCAACGGCGACGUCGGUGGUGGCGUACCUGAGCGACUGCUUUGACCGCUGGAAGCCUUAUGGACUUCAGCUGCAGCAGCACACCCAUGACCGCGACUCGUUGCCUACUGGGGCGUCGACAGGGGAUGAAAACAGCGGCGACGGAGACGUGUCCAUCUCGAGCGCUGACGACGCACCAGUCCUGCCAUACACAAGCAAGACACACAGAGGCGUCCACGCUGGCGAGGGCAACUAUACGGGGAAAGCGGCCGCCACCGCCUUGGACGCGAAACGGAAAGAGUGCGGGGUGGAAUUGAAGAUUCGCGUGCAGUACAUCGAAGCAGCCUUUAACGUGGCGGUGGUGCAUGGUACCUUAGUGUGGUGCAGCGAGCACGCUCGUCAACGUCUUCGUAUGUCGCCAAUCAGUGGAGCGGCUGCUGCCAGUGAAGGUGCCAUCUGCACCGUGGACGAGGAAGACAACAGACAUACUUUAUUGAGACCGCUUCAAGCGGCGCCGCUCCCUUCCUCCGCUUUUUCGGACGUCGGAGACCUUCCGUGGACCUUCCUCUUUCCCGAGCCUGCGCUGAUGCAGAUUCAGGCGCUGGUGGGGGAGCACCUUUACAUCGCGCAUCCCUACCACGUUUACUCAAGCCAGCGCAUUGUCCUGGCAAGCUACAACUUCACCACAGACGCCGUUGUGCGGCAGCAAGAAGCGCAGUUCGCACUGGAGCUGGAAGAGCGUCUGCGGGUCGUGUCGAAGCGCAGCGAAGGAGGGAACUGCUACGCCCUUCCUGCCCACCACGGCGAGGUGGCCGAUCUGGACUCACGGCGUCAUCGCGGUAUGAGUCCCGUGCGAACCUCCGCACACCCUGCGCUGUACCAGUCCGAGCGCAGCCCAACGCACCUCUGCAGGCCGUCCCACGCAGGGACGGCAACAGCAGCAGCGACAACGGUAGCCGAUCGCUCGCCACAUCGGCUGGUGUACGAAAUCCCAGGUCGCUCCAGCACUCCACAGCGGCCUGCAUCGGCACAAAUCCAGUCAUCGCCGGAUGCUUCUCUUGCGAUUCCUGCUCCUUCUGAUUCUUUCACGAUCGACGCGGAGGCACAUACGCCAGAACGCACGCCAAAGACGCUGCACGUGGUGGACGCGUCUCCUGCUCCACACCCACCUUUCCACGAACAAAGUCAGCAGCGCCAGCAGCGUCCGGGCAGCCUGGCAACAACAGCAGCGGUGCAACAUGAGAAAGGGAAUGCUGAUGGCACGGGCCCUUAUGCUGCUGCUGAGUACGCGCACCCGCCUGAAUGCACCGCUGCCUCUCUUCACAAGAACCACAACGAGAGCUAUCGUCCUUGGCAUUCUGUGGACCCCGCGACAUCUGCGGCACCGCUGCCUUCCUUCGUCCGCACAAGCACCACCGUCAGCCCAAGCGUGAAUUCGCUCGCAGCGGACGGCUUCUACGACCCGCUGGCCAUGCCUUCGUUUCACGCCACCACCACCACUGCUUCUGCUGUAGCGGCGGCGGUUGCUGCAGCAUCGAUGCACGGAGAUGGAGGUGUGACGAUGGUGCUGACCGGCAACUCCGCUGACGCAUACGGCGAGGACAGUCGCAUGGUGCAUCGUUACUCGAGAGCCGCUGCGCCGUCAGAUCUCGUGGAGACGUCCUCACCGUACGUUGCAGGUGCGACGGCGACGGCAAACGCGCUGAAGCCGCCACCGCCUUUUCGGCCCUUCGCUGGUGCCCCAGCAGACGUGGAUGAGCACGCGCGUCUGCAGCCUUUCGUCAACGCAGCGGGAACGGGAAUGACGGGCGAGCCUGUGCGGACCUUUGGUGGUGGCGAUACCGCCGUAGAGGACAGAGUCGGGCACGGCUUUCCACGUGGUCCGCCGCUAGACUGGGACGUGCCGGUCGAAGUGCUGUUUGCGUUGAGUGGGUUGGCGAGCCAGCGUGCGUCGAAAGCGCUGACCGAACCGCGACCUUCACAGGGAGCGCAGCCAGCAACCGCCACGGUGCAUACAUUUGGCUCACAACGAUGCCGCGAUGCAGAAGGGUUGCAGGAGACACCGCCUCGCAAACGCGCACGCGCACGCGAGGACGUGAGGUUGGCGGAAGACGAGCGGGACGCACUGCCAGUCGUUAGCCGCGCUCACGAGGCGUGUUCUAUCCCACCGACUCCUGCACUUCCGAAAGGGGAAUGUCACGAAGUGAUGAGUGAUGGUGGUUGUGGUCGCACGCUGAUGGACGUCUCCUGCUCGCUCCCUACGCCGCUGCCAUCCGAGGUUGAGAAGCCGCUCGAACCGGUGUCACCCGCACGGUCUGAAGAUUCGCUUUCAUGCUCCAUUUCCUCUCCUUCCGAUCUCAGCGACGACCCUGCUGAUCACGGCAAGGACCGUGCACCUUCUCCCAGAAAUGCAGGAGUCCUCACGGAACGUCAUCGCUUUCGGCCUUCGAGCGCGGCCGCACCCCCGCCUGGACGCAGUUUGCCUCGCAGAGGUGGUGGCGGUGGGACUCCACGGUCGUUGCGUCAGCAGCGGACAGAAAUGGCAGGUACACAGGUCGCCUCACGCAGUGGUGCACCCAUGCACGGUGUAGCCCGCUACCCUGUCGAAUCGGAAGUGACCGCGGGAGAAGCCGUGCACCGUCAAGUUUACGCGUACGCAUCACAAGUGCAGGCUUCCCCUCCUCCAGGUGCUACCAGCACUCUUUUCUCUGGGGAAUUUGGAGCGUUGGGGCAGCCGCGUGAGGCCGAUGCAGAAGCCACAGCGGCAACUACCGCUCCGACGACCGGCUUCUACGCAUUCAACGAUGUCGUCUUGAGCGACUCCGACGAAUGA
This is a messenger RNA of Leptomonas pyrrhocoris, 5681 nucleotides long. RefSeq lists its product as hypothetical. Lineage: Eukaryota; Euglenozoa; Kinetoplastea; Trypanosomatida; Trypanosomatidae. The record is from RefSeq and is a predicted model, not a curated record. Bases 585 to 5681 code for a protein of 1698 amino acids. The transcript has a single exon.